AUGAGCGGCUUGGAUAUUUCCCUUGCUUUACCCGGUGUUAUUGAUUUGUGUUUAAAGUACGGAAAGGUCAUUAUUACUGCAUACCGAGACUUUAACCACGCCGAGGAAGGAAUUGAGGAAAGAAGGAUUUCCGUUGACGCGGCUUGGGCCAAAACGUCGGAGCAAUUAGCCUUUCUACGUCGCGUGUGGGAUAAUCUGGACGAGAAUUACCGGGCGCUGCAGGGUCGCAUUCUCCGCAAUUUCCAGAAAAAGCUAGAGGAGGCCGUCAUCAGGAUCAGUGAUAUCGACAGGUCUGUUGGCAAGAGCGCCAAGUUUGAAGCAGGGAAGUAUGCUCUGAAGAAGCAGUCGCUCGACAAGGCAAUCCAGGAUCUUCAAAAUUCGCAACAUGAUUUUGACACGACAUGGUAUUUGGUUUUGUUGAUGGCCGAUCGAUUUGUUGACGACGGUUUGGUUAGACGCGCGGGAACUGAGAAGUUGUCGACUGCCAGACAUGUACGAGAUUCGUUGAACCUCCAGCCAGGUCGUGAGGGUUCGGUUUUCCUUCCAGGAGACAAGCUUCGUUCAGCCAAGCGGUCUGACAUCCCUCACGCAACCUCCCAGAUUGUUGAGAUUCCAGGCGUCGGUACCGUCAUAAUUGAUUCCGCGGACUGCUCGUCUAGGGACGACGCUCACGUUUUCGCCAAGGACGUUCGGACUCUCGCUACGCGACUUCGUCAAGUGGAUGACAAUUCAUUCCAUCUCUUGAAGUGCUACCGCGUAGCUCGCAUGACAGAACUACAAACUGAGCGUCUUCUCUCAUUCGACUUCAUGUUCUAUUUCCCCAAAGGUUGCUCUCGGCCGCAGAGUCUGCGGAGCCACCUCCUCUCCCAAGCAAACCAUUCGCUUGGUGACAGGAUCAAACUUGCUCAACAGCUUGCCGCAGCGGUAAACUAUAUACACAUCCUCGACUUUGUGCACAAGAACAUUCGCCCAGAGACCAUCUUGAUUUUCGAAAGCGAUGGAAACACUCUAGGCCCAUUAUAUCUGCUGGGAUUUAGGGCAUUUCGCCUGGCUGACAACAAAACCCUCCGACUCGGUAACUCCGUUUGGUCUGAAAAUAUCUAUCAACACCCUGAUCGACAAGGAAUCCAUCCUAGUACAGACUACGUUAUGCAACAUGACAUAUACAGCUUGGGAGUAUGCUUGCUUGAAAUCGGACUCUGGGGGUCUCUCGUGAGUAGCAAGGGAUAUGCAGGUACUUUACUAACCGAGAGUGGGACAUCCAACAUGGUUCAAGGCACUGCGCUCAAGGAUCACUAUACGACAUUGGCAAAAGAGCAACUGCCCAGCCGAAUGGGUGCGAGAUACACGGCCGUCGUUGUUAACUGUUUGUCUUGUAUGGAUGGGACGAAUGAAGACUUUGGCGAUAAGAGGGAGUUUGAAGACGACGAUGGCAUCCUCAUUGGGGUUAAAUAUAUCGAGAAGAUCAUUCUGUUACUCAGCGAGAUAACUGUUUGA
Penicillium odoratum is the source of this 1497-nucleotide messenger RNA. RefSeq lists its product as uncharacterized. Lineage: Eukaryota; Fungi; Ascomycota; Eurotiomycetes; Eurotiales; Aspergillaceae. Gene Ontology annotation, molecular function: protein kinase activity; ATP binding. The record is from RefSeq and is a predicted model, not a curated record. The transcript is spliced from 3 exons. The coding region runs from base 1 to 1497 and encodes 498 amino acids. Gene Ontology annotation, biological process: protein phosphorylation.